Paraphaeosphaeria sporulosa is the source of this 5514-nucleotide messenger RNA. RefSeq lists its product as uncharacterized. Gene Ontology annotation, molecular function: ubiquitin protein ligase activity. NCBI's taxonomy places the organism in Eukaryota, Fungi, Ascomycota, Dothideomycetes, Pleosporales, Didymosphaeriaceae. Gene Ontology annotation, biological process: proteasome-mediated ubiquitin-dependent protein catabolic process; protein polyubiquitination. Bases 1 to 5514 code for a protein of 1837 amino acids. Gene Ontology annotation, cellular component: nuclear speck. The record is from RefSeq and is a predicted model, not a curated record. The transcript has 4 exons.
AUGUCGUCCAGAGUGACUCGCUCGUCUGCGAGGCAAUCAUCAGGCUCCUCGCCCAGCAACCAGCCCAAUCCCCCCGCCCCGCCGCCUCCGCCCGCGCGUGCUGGCUCGACGAGGAAGCGGAAGGCCUCUGCCCGCGAGCCCAGCCCCGACGAGCCCCCAGCGCAGCCCGAACCGCCUGCUCGCGCCGGCCGUUCUAAGCGCACAAAAGUAGAGCAGCAGGACCCGCCUGCUCCCUCCGCUGCUCGCUCCAAGAAGGGCAAAGGCAAAUCGGCCAUGUCUACACCGGGACAGCCAACCGACAGCCCAGAGGAGAAGGCGCAACCGUCAUCGUCAAAACGCGGCAAGAGUAAUCGUAGGAGCGGAGGUCAAGGUGACGAACCCCAGCGACCUCCGAAACUCCCCACAGCUAAACCCGGUACAGACAGUGCGCCCUCUUCCUCGUCCCGACGAGGCUCCCGCAAAUCGAACGCUAAGAACGACGAUGAUGUAGCUAUGGAGGACGCACCUGGUAUGAACGAGACACCACAAGGAGGUUCCGGCCCUGGCCGGCCUGACACAAGCGAUGGCAGCAACGUCGAUGGUCAGGAUAUACAUUACGAUGAGGAUGAGGACGACGAUGACGACGACCCCUUCGGCAGUGGCUUCCUAGGGCGUCAUCCGGGAGGUCUUUCUGCCUUGCGGCACCUUACUGGCAUGGCACAGCUGAUGAGCAACACGAACAAUCGGCUACGAGGCAUACUGGAGCAGCUGCAGUCACAAGACCCAACGAUCCAGAUGAUAGCGCUCCAAGAUCUUUCCGAGGUUUUAUUGAUUUCUACAGAGGACAACCUGGCCGGGCACUUCUCGCCAGAUGCGUAUGUGAAAGAGCUUGUCAAAUUGCUGCAACCCAACGAGUUCACGGGUGAAGAAAACCCGGACAUAAUGCUCCUUGCUUGUCGGUGUCUGGCGAACUUGAUGGAAGCCCUCCCUCAAGCCACCGCUAACGUCGUUUACGGCGGCGCUGUACCAAUACUAUGUUCGAAGCUACUCGAGAUCCAAUAUAUCGACCUCGCGGAGCAGUGUUUAAGCACACUGGAGAAGAUUUCUGUCGAGUUCCCAGCGUCCAUCGUUCGCGAGGGUGGCCUUACUGCAUGCUUGACAUACCUCGACUUCUUUGCUACAGGCACUCAGCGAACAGCGGUCACGACAGCCGCAAACUGCUGUCGUAACAUACCCGAAGAUUCGUUUGCUACCAUUCGCGACGUCAUGCCCAUCCUCGGAAAUAUCUUGAAAAACAACGACCAGAAAGUUGUAGAGCAAGGUUGCAUUUGUGUCUCUCGAAUCGUACAGAGCUUCAAGCAACAAGACAGCAAGCUCGAGGAGCUCGUCAGCCCUGAGCUGCUGCGAGCGAUCCUCGGGCUUCUUCUGCCUGGUACAACCAAUCUCAUCGGCCCGAACAUUCAUACUAUGUUCCUUCAGGUUCUCGCAUACACAGCAAAAGCGAGCCCGCGCCUUUCAGCCGAGCUUUUCAAAUUGAACGUGGUGGAUACACUUUACCAAAUAUUGACCGGUGUAUCUCCGCCCGCCGGGACCGAAGAUAUCGCCACCAAGAUUGAUACUGUCGUUAUCAUGCAAGCGCUCAUUCACCGGCCCAAGGACCAAGUUUUCGAGACGCUGAAUGUUGUCUGCGAGCUUUUGCCAGCUGUGACAAGGGAAGACCUGACUUAUCUGGACGAUCUCGUUGACGCUGGCUAUCCUGGUGAGAAUGCACCCCCACUCUCCGCUUCCCGAACGUCCAACGCAGCAGGUGAUAACCGCCUGGAGCUGCUUGAAGAUUGUAAAGAGCAAGUCAAGCGUUUUGCCGUCAUCUUACUUCCCACUUUGACGGAUGUGUAUUCAAGUACGGUCAAUCUGAACGUCCGACAAAAGGUCUUGACAGCACAGUUGAAGAUGCUCUCCAACCUGGACACUGAUAUCCUUGAAGAGUCUCUACGCGCUGUCCCAUAUGCAUCGUAUCUUGCGUCCAUAUUCUCACAACAAGAUCAUGCGACCCUGGUUACGUAUGCACUCCAGGCGGCUGAGCUCCUAUUGAAGCGUCUCGAACCAAUAUACCGGUACCAGUUCUAUCGCGAAGGUGUUAUAUCUGAGAUCGCAAAACUGGCCAGCCGUCCGUGCAAGACUCUGGAGCUGCGACCAAAGGGGUCGCGAACUACGAUUGAAGUUGAAGCGGCGGCCGACUCUAAUGCCAGUUCUAGCUCCACUGGCGAAGUAGACAUGGAUCAAGACAUUGAAGAAGAGAUUGAUGUGGAGGUACAUUCAGAGGACGAGGAGGACGAUCAUGGAAACGACGAUGAUGAGCCGCACGACCACAGCGACAAUCGAGAGGAUGAUGACGACUCAGAUUCAUCCUCCUCCUCAGAACAUUACCACCCACCUCCGAUGCCUAAUGCCGAAGACAUCAUUACGCUACGGGCCAAGAAGUUCAUUGAAGUUCACGAGAACGAUGAUGCCAAAGCCAUUAGGGACAAGGCUACUGACAUACUGGAGACCCUAAAGUCUCUUGCCACGGAGAUUCGUCAAUGCGUUCUUCAAGGUGGUUCGGGAAAUUGCAUCGAGCUGUUCACGCGCUUGGCCGCAUACUUUGAGGGCGACGCACUCGAGAGCAUCACCAGCUACGAGCUUAUGUCGUCCAACAUAGUAGAUGUGUUAUUGGACGUGUUCACUACCGAACCUGCCAAAGGUGUGGAGCCACACGCUUUGUUCCUCGAAGCAUUCAUGGGCACCAGCAGUAAGAAUAAGAUCAAAACUGCUAGCAGCGCCUCGCCUGCCACCCCUUUCAGCGUGCUGGUUAGCAAACUCCAAGACUUGCUGAGUAGGGCUGAGCACUUUGAGGUCAUUACUGUCCAUCAGCAUUCAUAUGAUAGCCGUGGCAGCGCGACUUCCAUGCUGGCCAAACAACUACGUUUGAAGCUCAUGGCCGAUGACGAAUCUGGCAUCCCGAAGACGUACCGCAACAUGAUGGUGUCAAUUCAUGCUAUUGCAACGUUCAAAGCCCUGGACGACUAUCUACGCCCUCGCAUUGCCAUCGCCGAACGACCACGUCCGCCGCGGGCUCGUGACGCUGCCGCCUAUGCACAAGCGCUCGCUGAAGGACGUCUGCCCGUCCCGCCCCCCCCGCAUACUCCUUCUGAGUCGACGAACCGUUCCUCAGCGCGAAAGUCGAAAGCGAAAACGUCUGCAUCCACCCCAUCUGUACAAGCUGGCCCGAGUUCAGCUUCUCAAGAGAAACCGCGUCGAUCUAGUAGGCGACAGCAAGCACAACCGCCGCCGCCGCCGCCGCCCCCCCCACAAUUGAAUUCUGAUCACGAUCCCGUGGAAUGCGCGGAUGAGGAGCGCCUGUCUGAUCCUGAUUCCAUGGACGAAAGUAGCGCCUUGAAUGCUAUUAUGGAUGGUCUCGACGAUGACAUGGAUGAAGACCAGCCGGAUCCGUCGGCGGUCAGCGUCGAGGUUGCGCCUACAGGCAAGGUGACUGCCCGCAAAGAGGACGGCACCCGAGUGGCUACACCUGUGCAAAGUCAGACUCCAAGCAGACCGCCUGCGCAAGAGCGAAUGUCCACCCCCUCCCGACUUUCUUCGCUCCUCCGUGGUGCUGCUGCGCACCAAGGCCUCGCCGGUGCCCUAUCGUAUGCAGCCGCCAUGCAGUCCACUCCGCAAGAUUGGCAUAUCGAGUUCAGUGUUAACGACCAACCACUCUCGAAUGAUACGACCAUUUAUCGUGCUGUGCACUUUAGCCAAGGUCAGCCGGGAGAUGCACCACAUCGUACCGUGUGGAAUGCAAUCCACACCAUCAAGUUCAAACGCGUGUCUGGCCCGCCCCCAACAGAGUCCAGUUCGAUUACACCACCUUUGGAGUCGAAGAGCGGUACUGCAGGGAUUCCGCAGUCGUUGAGCGAUCAUCCCAUCACUACUGGCAUCUUGCGUUUGCUUAGCAUUCUGCAUAACCUCAACGCGAACAUGGAUGACUUGAUCUCGGACAACCGAGUCCAGCUCAAGGCCAAUGCAGAACCGUUAUCGCAGUUUGUCAAUACGAAGCUGACUGCGAAGCUGAAUCGUCAGCUGGAGGAACCUUUGAUCGUGGCAAGCAACUGUCUUCCGAGCUGGAGCGAGGAUUUGGCACGCCUCUAUCCCUUCCUAUUCCCCUUCGAGACCCGGCACCUGUUCGUUCAAUCAACCUCGUUUGGGUAUUCGCGAUCUAUGACGCGCUGGCAGAACGCCCAACCGGCAACCGACAGUAGGCACGACCGCCAUCGUGAUGAGCGGCCUUUCCUUGGACGCCUACAGCGACAAAAGGUCCGUAUCUCGCGUGCCCGGAUCCUCGAGUCAGCCAUGAAAGUGAUGCAUCUCUACGGAUCAUCUCCCAGUGUAUUGGAGGUAGAGUACUUUGAAGAAGUCGGUACAGGGCUCGGACCUACCCUGGAAUUCUAUUCUUCAGUGUCAAAAGAAUUUUCGAAAAAGAAGCUGAAGCUGUGGCGGGAGAACGAGUCCAGUGGGGACGAUGAGUAUGCUUUUGGAAAGCGCGGUCUCUUCCCUGCGCCGAUGAGCACGGCUCAAGCUGGCACUGAAAAUGGCACGAAGAUCUUGGAGCUCUUCAAGACAUUGGGCAAGUUUGUUGCACGCUCAAUGCUGGACUCGCGGAUUAUCGAUGUGUCCUUCAACCCAACAUUCUUCCGCGUCGGCGAUGGCACCGUUGCUGUUGCGCCUUCUCUAGGGGUUAUCAAAUCUGUCGACUACGAUCUGGCCAAAUCGCUCAAGCUGCUGAAGCAGUUUGCUGAUGCAAAGAAGCAGAUUGAGGGAGACGACAGCUUGACGGCCGCCGAGAAAGCUUCCGCUCUCAAGGAUGUCGUCUUCCAAGACUGCCACGUGGAAGAUCUUGGCUUGGAUUUCACGCUUCCCGGGUAUCCCAUUGAGCUUGUCGAGGACGGUGCGGACAAGCAAGUCACGAUCGAAAAUGUGGAAAUGUAUGUCGAGAAAGUUCUUGAUCUGACGCUAGGAUCUGGAGUUCAGCGUCAGGUAGAAGCCUUUAGGGCAGGCUUCUCCGAAGUCUUCCCAUACUCCGCUUUGCGGGCUUUCACCCCGGACGAGCUCGUCAUGCUCUUUGGACGUGUGGAUGAGGACUGGUCUCUCGAAACUUUGAUGGAUUCAAUCAAGGCAGACCACGGAUACAACCUCGACAGUAAGAGCGUUCGUAAUCUUUUACAGACAAUGAGCGAGUUCUCGGCCACUGAGCGCCGCGACUUCCUCCAGUUCAUCACUGGUAGUCCGAAGCUUCCUAUCGGAGGUUUCAAGAGCCUCACGCCGAUGUUCACCGUGGUUUGCAAGCCGAGCGAGCCGCCUUAUACGUCAGACGACUAUCUUCCGAGUGUCAUGACAUGCGUCAACUACCUCAAGAUGCCCGAUUACAGCAGUAUGCAGAUUCUCCGUGAGAAGCUCCGUGUUGCAAUUCAGGAGGGCCAGGGCGCCUUCCAUCUUUCCUAA